Molecule: messenger RNA, 2461 nt
Organism: Drosophila grimshawi
Lineage: Eukaryota; Metazoa; Arthropoda; Insecta; Diptera; Drosophilidae
Product: putative sodium-dependent multivitamin transporter
Exons: 1
Coding region: 293-2173 (626 amino acids)
Biological process (GO): transmembrane transport; sodium ion transport
Cellular component (GO): membrane
Molecular function (GO): symporter activity
Source: RefSeq, a predicted model, not a curated record
CGGUUCCCUUGUAGUCGCUAGAGCAGAGUAGUUUUGGAUUUAUUUUGUCCCACUUCAUUGACGGCCGGCAAACGUUAAAGUCAUACGCGCGCUCGAGCAUAAUCUCAAGAGCAAAUUUUGGAUCUGCAGCUGCUACAUGUAUUUCAUUUUGUUGUCUAUUAUCGCAGUCGGUUAUCAACAGUCAAAUAUUAACUGUCUGUCGAUUAAAGGCCAAGAAUAUUAACAGACUUUGCAUUACGUAUGCGUGUUAAUCCAGCUAACUUGAUCGUCGAUUAGAAAGUGAGUGACGAGAAUGGCUACUCUGGGUGCCUGGGACUAUGCCAUUCUGGCCGUGGUACUGCUCAUCUCAAUAUUAAUCGGAGUCUACUAUCGAUUUGCGGACAACAAGCAGAACAACACAACGGAAUAUUUUCUAGCUAAUCGCUCCAUGGGCGUUACGCCGGUGGCAUUCAGUUUAAUGGCCAGCUUCAUGUCGGCCGUUACCAUACUGGGUGUGUCAAUGGAGAUCUAUCAAUAUGGCACCAUGUUUGUCAUCAUCAAUGUGUCCUAUGUUGUGUCGACGCCCAUCGCCGCCUAUCUCAUUCUGCCGGUCUUCUUUCGCCUGAAAACGGCCAGCGUGUACGAGUAUCUGGAGUUGCGAUUUGGCUAUGCCACCCGCCUGAUCGCCUCGGUUGCCUUCUCUACGCAGAUGAUAUUGUACAUGGGCAUUGUUGUGUUUGCGCCGGCACUGGCAUUGGAGGCUGUCACUGGUGUGAGCCAGGUCUUUUCGGUGAUAAUUGUUGGCGUUGUCUGUACGAUCUAUGCAACAAUGGGUGGCAUGAAGGCGGUUAUGAUGACGGACAUUUACCAAUCGAUUCUCAUGUUUGUAGCCGUAUUCAGUGUUAUCAUCUGUACGGGCAUCAAGGCAGGCAGCUUUGAUGUUGUUUGGCAGGCGGCGCUGGAUAAUGGACGCAUCGAUUUCAGCAACUUUAGCAUAGAUCCAACGACACGGCACACAUGGUUCACCCAGGUGCUGGGCGGUAGCGCCACCUAUUUGGCCAUCUACGGUGUGAAUCAAGCUCAAGUGCAACGUUUGCUUGCCGUACGCAAUCUGCGAUCGGCACGUGCCGCUCUCUGGUGGUGUCUGCCCAUAUUGUGUCUGCUGAGCAUGAGCACGUGCUUUGCGGGCCUUUGCAUCUAUUGGUAUUAUCGUGACUGUGAUCCAUUGCUGGAGGGACGCGUCAAUUCACGGGAUCAGAUUAUGCCGCUGUUUGUGGUGGACACCAUGGGUCAAUAUACGGGCCUGGCUGGCCUCUUCGUAUCGGGGAUCUUUUGCGCCAGCCUGUCCACCAUCAGCACCGCCAUCAGUUCGCUGGCUGCUGUCACUUUGGAGGAUUAUGUGAAGCCGAUUGUGAUCUACUCAUCUGGUCGCACGCUGGAUGAUCGCCGGACAAUGUGGUACUCCAAGCUGCUAUCCAUUUUCUUUGGUGCCCUCUGCAUUGGCAUGGCUUUCUUGGCUGGCACCAUUGGCGGACUGCUGCAGGCGGCUUUAUCGAUCUUUGGCAUCGUUGGCGGUCCAUUGUUGGGCCUGUUCACGCUGGGCAUGUAUGUGACGAAGGCAAACCAAAAGGGCGCCAUUGCUGGUGUACUCAUCUCGCUAGCCGUCUCCUUUUGGAUCGGUUUCGGUCAACCGAAGCCGCCAAUACCAAGUCUGGACAUGUCCACUGCUGGUUGCCCCAAUGAUCGCAGCUACCUUCGAGAUAUACUGCUUCGAGCAGACGCACAGUUCACAACGCCGCGCGCCUCUUACAUGCGAGAGACGGAGCCGGAGACGGAUUACUUUUAUAUGUAUCGCAUUAGCUACAUGUGGUAUGCAGCACUUGGCUUUCUCAUUGCCUUCGUCGGCGGCUGGCUGCUCUCCUGGUGCUUUGCGGCUCUCAAAUGGGAUAACAAUAGUCGAAUCUAUCAGGACGCCGAAUGUACGCUAAUCAAGCAUGAUCUCUUUGUGCCGCCCAUCGCCAAGCGAUUGCAGCGCCGCCAAAUGCCCAUCGUUGUCGUUACCACCACUAGCACCAGCGGCAGCGGCAGCGACAGAAGUCGCAGUAACAGCAACAGUGCAGAUUUUGAGCCAACUGCGCCGAAUCUCGCUGGGCAGGACACUGUGGUAGCGUCGGCAAAGCAUCGAUCGACUUGAUUAAACUCUUAGUUAUUAAUAUAUACCCUGGGUAUCAUUAGUAUGCUAACAUCUAUAUGACAGGCUGAUAAAGACAUUUCCGACCACAUAUUGAGAUAUUCCUGAUUAAUACAAAUGCCUCUCUGUAUUCUGUAUUCUCUUUUUUCUUUGAGCGACCCUAUAUUUGUUUUCCUUUACAUCGAUAAAUAUCGAUUAGUAAAAUAAUUGUAAAAUUCCAGCUCGUUGAAUAUUGAGAUGUUAAAAACAAGCGAACUUAAUUAGAAUGCAGGCACUCGGAAAGCAAGCACA